UGGAGGAGGCAGACUGUGAGCAGACCAAAAUAAGCAAACCACGACGCGCCAUACGCGCAAGGAGCUUUCUGAAGAGUGAAGGAAAGGUUUGCUUUUGGCGCACGAUUAGGAAACAGGUUGACAGAGAGAGAUAUAACCCUGUUUGUUGGUAUUUUCACGUGAGGAUGCGCUGGCUAACCAGAUAGAGCGUCAGAGGAGGACACGGACUUCACUGGAUAUUGGUAAUACCGCUGCCAUUCUGCCGUUUGGGUCGGGAGAAAGAGAGGCAGUACGGCGGUCUAACAACCAGCAUCACCCAAAGAGAGAAAAGAAGAACGUGAGCUGAAGAAAGACUUUUUAGAUUUCUGCACAGCUUUAAUGAAGAAGCUGACUUGCUAACAUUCUUGCAGAAGGGACCCUCUUCAUCAAGUAUGGGGUCACCAUGGAAACCACUUCUCUUCCUGUCCGUCAUCAGUGGCCUUUCAGACUUUUCAAGAGCUGUUGCAGCACGGCCUCUAUCAUAUGCAGCAGUAUUACGAAUGAAGCAAGACAGCUCAUCAUCAGUGCUCAACUCGCGUGGCAGAUCUCGAGAACACCACAGUGGUGGGCUGGGGACUCCUGGCUGGCCUGCUUUCUCCAGCCACCCCCUGUCAGCCCUGAGUCUGCUCAGCUCUCAGGAGGACUACAGGAGUGAAGAAAGCGAGGAGUUUGGGCCUGUUUUCAUCCAGGAGCCAGAUGAUGUUAUUUUUCCUUUGAAUUCUGAUGAAAAGAAAGUGAUGAUGCACUGUGAGGCAAGGGGGAAUCCUCCACCCACAUACAGUUGGUACAUCAAUGGGACCAAGGUGGAUUCAGAGACAGACUACCGUUACACCUUCAUUGAUGGAGACCUAAUUAUUACCAAUGCAAGUGAAAUCAUUGACUAUGGGAAGUACCAGUGUCGAGCAGAGAACAGCUUUGGAACCAUCCUUAGUCGAGAUGCUCUACUGCAGUUUGCAUAUCUUGGUGAUUUCAGUCCAAGGAACCGGGGUGGAGUUUCUGUGCGUGAAGGCCAAGGUGUGGUUCUUAUGUGUACACCUCCUCCUCACUCACCAGAUAUUAUUUACAGCUGGGUGUUUAAUGAGUUCCCCUCAUUUGUUGCUGAGGACAGUCGGCGCUUCAUCUCGCAGGAUACAGGAAACCUGUAUAUUUCCAAGGUGCAGCCCUCAGACGUUGGAAGCUACAUCUGUCUGGUGAAGAACACAGUGACGAAUGCAAGAGUUCUGAGUCCACCAACUCCUUUAACAUUGAAAACUGACGGUGUCAUGGGUGAAUAUGAGCCCAAAAUUGAAGUACAUUUUCCUACAUCUGUCCUGGCUGCUAAAGCAGUGACUGUCAGGCUGGAGUGCUUUGCUCUAGGGAAUCCAGUGCCAACAAUCACAUGGAGGAAGAUAAAUGGUAACAUCCCUAAAAAGGCAAGACUUCGGAAGUCUCAGGCAGUACUAGAAAUUCCCAAUAUUCAGCUGGAAGACUCGGGAACUUAUGAAUGCAAAGCUGAGAAUUCAAGAGGAGGCACUGCUUUCAAAGGCCAUCUACAGGUCUACACCCUCCCUCAGUGGGUCAGAAUGAUUAAUGACACUCAGAUGGAUAGUGGAGAGAAGCUCCAAUGGGAGUGCAAGGCCAUCGGGAGGCCUCGGCCCACCUAUCGCUGGCUUCGUAAUGGUUUGCCCUUGACAUCUCAGGGUCGAGUUGAAAUAGUGAAUGGGGAACUGACCAUUCACAAAGUGCAGCAGACUGACUCAGGAAUGUACCAGUGUGUCGCAGAAAACAAAUAUGGGGCCAUCUACUCCAAUGCUGAGCUCAAGAUUUUAGCACUUUUCUUGAUAUUCUGCAAUCCAACCACUGAUGUCCGAAUAAGGUACAGGAUGAUAGCAUCGGCUCCUGUCUUUGUCCCCAAUCCAAUACGGGUCAUAGCCACACUUGGAAAAGAUGCAUCUCUAGAAUGUAAACCAAGGGCAUCACCCAAACCCAAGAUAACAUGGAGGAGAGGAGACAGACGGAUACAACCGAGUAAAAGGAUUAUGUUGCUACGGAACAACACUCUGAAAAUUGUUAACUCCAGCCGAGCGGAUGAAGGGAACUAUGUGUGCCGGGCAGAGAAUCAGUUGGGCUCGGCAGAGAUGACUGCCAUACUGUGGGUAAAAGAGGCCAUGCGUGUGGUGCUUAGCCCGAGCAGAGUGGAGGUCACGGUGGGGGAGAGCGUGGUGCUGAGCUGCAAAGCAACACACGACAAAUCGCUGGAUGUGGCUUUCCAGUGGUUCUUCAACCAAAAACCAAUCAACUUUGAACAAGAAGGAAGCCACUUUGAAUACAUCCAAACAGUAAGAGCAAGACAGUCCUCAACAGUGGAUCUGAUGAUUAGGAGCAUUUUGUUGAAGCAUGCUGGGAAGUACGGAUGCAGAGCCCAGACCAGUGCUGACACUGUAUUUGCAGAGGCUGAACUUCUUGUGCGAGGACCUCCUGGACCUCCUGGAGUUAUGAUAGUUGAAGAGAUCACAGACACCACAGCAACCCUGUCUUGGACUCGAGGCCUGGAUAACCACAGCCCCAUCAGCACCUAUAAUUUACAAGCCCGAAGCCCAUUUUCAUUAGGGUGGCAAACUGUCAAAACAGAUCCAGACCCAGUGACAGGUGACAUGGAGUCAGCCAUGGCUGUGGAGCUGAGCCCAUGGGUGGAAUAUGAAUUUAGAGUGGUGGCCAGCAACGCGAUUGGGACCGGAGAUCCCAGUGCGCCUUCUAGACGAGUAAGGACUAAGGAAGCAGUUCCAUCAGUGGCACCAUCGAAUGUUAGUGGAGGAAACGGCCGCAGGCACGAAUUGGUCAUCUCGUGGGAGCCUGUUUCUGAGGAGUUCCAAAAUGGCGAGGGGUUUGGGUAUAUUGUUGCAUUUCGUGCAAAUGGGACCAGAGGCUGGAAAGAGAAAAUGGUAACCUCAGCAGAUGCUACCAUGUACAAAUACAGGGAUGAGACGUUCCCUCCUCUGACUCCAUUUGAAGUGAAAGUUGGUGUGUACAAUAAUAAGGGAGAUGGACCAUUCAGCAAUGUUGUCAUCAUCAACUCAGCGGAGGGAGAGCCGAGGGAAGCACCAUCUGAUGUUAAAGCUUACAGCAUUUCUUCCUCAGAAAUCAGAUUGACCUGGAAACCGCCCAGUCCUGGCCCUGGAAAACCAAGAGGAUAUGAGGUCAGCUACUGGAAAGACAUGGAGCAGGAGGAGUCUGGAAAAAAGCAAUGCACUGAAAAAAACGAAACAUCCAUGGUCUUGACAGGACUAGAAGGGAACAGUCUGUAUCUCAUCACAGUAAAAGGCUUUAACAGCAUUGGCCAUGGUCCUGCCAGCGCUGCUGUCACAGCCAAGACCAGGAAAUCCCCUCCCACUCAGCCUCCAACCAACCUCAUGUGGAUUCAAGAGGGCAACAAUGUUACAUUAAGCUGGGAUCCAGUGAAGGCAAAAGACAAUGAAUCUGAUGUCAUCGGGUACAUGGUGUUACUCAAACAAGAGGGACGAGGUCACAAUCAGGUGACAAGAACCAUUAACCCAUCCACGAUGCUCUCACUGCCAGAAGGAGGUACUUACAUCAUUGAGGUGCGCUCACUCAGUGAAGGGGGAGAGGGAGCCGUCAGCCCACAAGUGCGACUCGUCACCUCCUCUGGCGUUCGAGCAAAAAGCAACCAGUGCUCAGUGCACCAACUCCCACAGAGCUUAACAUGGACAGCGCUGCUCCUGGUUACUCUGGUGCCUUCAGCUUCCUGGUGAGGCAACUGUGCCAUCCUGCUUUCACAAAGGGAGCCACUAGUCUUCUGCUCCCUUACUCCCUCUGACUGCCUGCUUGCUUUGGCCUUACCCAUCUCAAAGGGCCCGAGGCGUGCCGAUGGGGAUUGAGCCUGCUGGUUGACACGUAGCUCUGCAGAGCUCAUACUUUUCAGUUCCAUGUUUAGUUUGAGAGCCUGGACAUUUGAUUUGCAGUUCUUUUGAACAUCACAAUGGUGUUGUACUGUAGUGUACUUUGUGUGGAAAGAUUUGUUUAAUUACUUACUUUCACAUUUUGUGUUCUUCUCAUUGACUGGGAUCUAACCACUUCCAGACGGCCUCUACAGCUCUGGGGAUCUACAGAGCAUGAACAAUUCCUUGAAGGCUGCUGUGGUACUUAUACAGGGAUCAGCCGGCCUGUUUCUUUUCAUUAUUUAUCUGCAUCAAUUUACCCCAUGGCUGCCUAACAAGCAACGCAGCAGAAGCUCAGUAGAGAUAAGUGCAUUGUUUUCUUAUUCACACAUUGGAAAAAGGAAAUGUUUUAUAUGGAACCAAGAAUCUUAAUAUUUCCAGACUUGCUUUUUGUACAUUGUGUUACCUUUAGACAAAUAACAGUGGUGUGUGUCAGCUAUGUCCAACUCUGUUUUUGGUAGCUAUUAAGCAAUGCUUGGUGAUACGAUUUAUUGACUGUUGGAUGUAUGGAAGUAGGAAAACAGGUAUUUUACCUGUAGUGCCCAAACACAUCAUAGACAAAGACAACUCUGUACGGACUCCUGGUGUCAGUUCUAAUAAAUGUGAUGUAUAUUUUUAAA
This is a messenger RNA of Melanotaenia boesemani (Boeseman's rainbowfish), 4573 nucleotides long. It is a transcript of the gene cntn5, whose product is annotated as contactin 5. The record is from RefSeq and is a predicted model, not a curated record. Gene Ontology annotation, molecular function: protein binding. Bases 411 to 3767 code for a protein of 1118 amino acids. The transcript has 25 exons. Gene Ontology annotation, biological process: cell-cell adhesion. Lineage: Eukaryota; Metazoa; Chordata; Actinopteri; Atheriniformes; Melanotaeniidae.